Messenger RNA from Condylura cristata (star-nosed mole), 4876 nucleotides. RefSeq names its product vacuolar protein sorting 39 homolog (S. cerevisiae) (gene VPS39). Gene Ontology annotation, cellular component: cytoplasm; membrane. NCBI's taxonomy places the organism in Eukaryota, Metazoa, Chordata, Mammalia, Eulipotyphla, Talpidae. The record is from RefSeq and is a predicted model, not a curated record. The transcript has 26 exons. Gene Ontology annotation, molecular function: protein binding. The coding region runs from base 151 to 2877 and encodes 908 amino acids. Gene Ontology annotation, biological process: vesicle-mediated transport; autophagy; endosomal vesicle fusion.
GUCCGGUGAUGGCUCUGUAGUCGUAGGGCCUGUAGUCGGGGGUCUUUUCCCGCGUCCGGGUUCGCCUUCCCCUGGCCUGGUUCUGGCCGCAUACCUGGCCCGUCACGCUCCGGGUGAGAAGACGGCGGCGAGCAGAGAGUCGCCGCCGCCAUGCACGACGCUUUCGAGUCCGUGCCGAUCCUAGAAAAGCUGCCUCUGCAGAUCGACUGUCUGGCUGCUUGGGAGGAAUGGCUUCUUGUUGGAACCAAACAAGGACAUCUUCUUCUGUAUAGGAUUCGGAAGGAUAUUGUGCCAGCAGAUGUAGCAUCACCUGAAAGUGGCAGUUGCAACAGGUUUGAAGUAACACUAGAGAAAUCCAAUAAGAACUUCUCCAAAAAGAUUCAACAGAUCCAUGUGGUUUCCCAGUUUAAAAUUCUGGUCAGCUUGUUAGAAAAUAACAUUUAUGUCCAUGAUCUAUUGACAUUUCAACAAAUCACUACAGUUUCAAAGGCAAAAGGAGCAUCACUCUUCACAUGUGACCUCCAGCAUACAGAGACUGGUGAGGAGGUGUUGCAAAUGUGUGUGGCUGUGAAAAAGAAGCUACAACUCUAUUUCUGGAAAGACAGAGAAUUUCAUGAAUUGCAGGGGGACUUUAGUGUACCAGAUGUGCCCAAGUCUAUGGCAUGGUGUGGAAAUUCUAUCUGUGUUGGUUUCAAGAGAGACUACUACCUAAUAAGGGUGGAUGGAAAGGGGUCCAUCAAAGAGCUCUUUCCAACAGGAAAACAGCUGGAACCCUUAGUUGCACCUCUAGCAGAUGGAAAAGUGGCAGUGGGUCAGGACGAUCUCACUGUGGUGCUCAAUGAGGAAGGAAUCUGCACACAGAAAUGCGCCCUGAACUGGACAGACAUACCCGUGGCUAUGGAGCAUCAGCCUCCUUACAUCAUUGCAGUGUUGCCUCGCUACGUGGAGAUCCGAACAUUUGAACCAAGGCUUCUGGUCCAGAGCAUUGAAUUGCAAAGGCCCCGCUUUAUUACCUCAGGAGGAUCAAACAUCAUCUAUGUGGCCAGCAAUCAUUUUGUUUGGAGACUCAUUCCUGUUCCCAUGGCAACCCAGAUCCAACAGCUUCUCCAGGACAAGCAGUUUGAAUUGGCUCUGCAGCUCGCGGUAAAUCUUGCUUCUGAGAUUGGGUUGAGUCUCCCAUCAUUGUUCUCCAAAGUGGAUGGUUUGGAUGAAAUGAAAGAUGAUUCUGACAGUGAAAAACAGCAACAGAUCCAUCACAUCAAGAACUUGUAUGCCUUUAAUCUGUUUUGCCAGAAACGUUUUGAUGAAUCCAUGCAGGUCUUCGCUAAGCUUGGCACAGAUCCUACUCACGUGAUGGGCCUGUACCCAGACCUGCUGCCUGCAGACUACAGGAAGCAGCUGCAGUAUCCUAACCCACUACCUGUGCUCUCGGGGGCUGAACUGGAGAAGGCUCACUUAGCUCUGAUUGACUACCUGACACAGAAACGAAGCCAGUUGGUAAAGAAGCUGAACGACUCUGAUCACCAGUCCAGCACCUCCCCGCUCAUGGAAGGCACCCCCACCAUCAAGUCCAAAAAGAAGCUGCUGCAAAUCAUUGACACAACGCUGCUCAAGUGCUACCUCCAUACCAAUGUGGCCCUGGUGGCCCCCUUGCUGCGCCUGGAGAAUAAUCACUGCCACAUCGAAGAGAGUGAGCAUGUGCUGAAGAAGGCUCAUAAGUACAGUGAACUGAUAAUCCUGUAUGAGAAGAAGGGGCUCCAUGAGAAAGCUCUGCAGGUGCUGGUGGACCAGUCCAAGAAAGCAAACUCUCCUCUGAAAGGCCAUGAGAGGACUGUGCAGUACCUGCAACAUCUGGGCACAGAAAACCUGCACCUGAUUUUUUCCUACUCAGUGUGGGUACUGAGAGACUUCCCAGAGGAUGGCCUGAGGAUAUUCACUGAAGAUCUCCCGGAGGUGGAGGCCCUCCCACGAGACCGCGUGCUCGGCUUCUUGGUAGAGAAUUUUAAGGGUCUCGCUAUUCCCUAUCUGGAACAUGUCAUCCACGUUUGGGAAGAGACGGGUUCUUCGUUCCACAACUGUCUGAUCCAGCUGUACUGUGAGAAGGUGCAAGGCCUCAUGAAGGAGUAUCUCCUGUCCUUCCCUGCAGGGAGAACUCCAGUCCCUGCUGGAGACGAAGAGGGUGAGCUGGGAGAGUACCGGCGGAAACUUCUUAUAUUCUUGGAAAUUUCCAGCUACUAUGAUCCAGGCCGGCUCAUCUGUGACUUUCCUUUUGAUGGCCUCUUAGAAGAACGCGCCCUCCUGCUGGGACGCAUGGGCAAGCAUGAGCAAGCGCUCUUCAUCUAUGUCCACAUCCUGAAGGACACGAGGAUGGCUGAGGAGUACUGCCACAAGCAUUACGACCAAAACAAAGAUGGCAACAAAGAUGUGUAUCUGUCUCUGCUGCGGAUGUACUUGUCGCCCCCCAGCGUUCACUGCCUGGGGCCAAUCAAGCUAGAACUGCUGGAGCCGCAGGCCAACCUCCAGGCCGCCCUGCAGGUCCUCGAGCUGCACCACAGCAAACUGGACACCACCAAGGCCAUCAACCUUCUGCCAGCAAACACUCAGAUUAAUGAAAUACGCAUCUUUCUGGAAAAGGUUUUGGAAGAAAAUGCACAGAAGAAACGGUUCAAUCAAGUACUCAAGAACCUUCUCCAUGCAGAGUUCCUCCGGGUCCAGGAAGAGCGGAUCUUACACCAGCAGGUGAAGUGCAUCAUCACGGAGGAGAAGGUGUGCAUGGUGUGCAAGAAGAAGAUCGGAAACAGUGCAUUUGCAAGAUAUCCCAAUGGAGUGGUGGUACACUACUUCUGUUCCAAAGAGGUAAAUCCGGCUGACACCUGAGCCCAGCGUGCCAAGGAUUCAGCAGAUGGACAGCUCGGCGAUCCCAGAGCAGAAGGGGCACCGGCCUCAGGACUUGGGAGCUGCUGCUACCACCAGGUGUCUCCCCACUCGAACACUACUGGCUCCCUGUGCCCUGGAGUAUCUCUGAAUUCACAGACUCACGGUCUGGUGUCGUCAGCUUUUUCAUAGGAAAAGAGAUUAGCUAUACUUAUAUACCAUUAUGCUGCAGUCAGUUCCGAGAAUUUAAAACCUGCUUGGACAGCAGGUAUGGAAAGCCACCGUCUUGCCUUUGCUCACCUGAAUAAGGAAACGCUCAAGUAUGUGUGACCAGAGGGUGGUUUGCUUGAGAAUUUUCUGUCAAGACCCAUGAGGGACUUCACAGGGAGUCCUCCUUGCAGCUGACUGGACUUGUGUGAAGACAGCCACUCUCGAGCUCCAUAGUUGCCAAGGACAAGCAGCUCAUCCGCUAGGUGCUCAGAGUCAUUUGUCCGCAGCAGCUGGGGCCUGUGUCUCCCCAGUGUCUCCCUGCUGAUCUGUUUUUUAGUCUCUCUUUUUUUCUUACUAUUUAUUUUCUUUCUCUUCUUACUACUCUACCCAGGCUUUCUCUCCCACUUCACUGACAUUGGGAAUAAUUAAUAUAAAACAAAGUGAAAUGAGAAGCAAGCGGAAGUCUCCGUCUCUAGGACUACAGUGAUAAUUGAUGACCUGGUCUGUUGUAGAUAAGUCCUCUUUGGACUGCAUGCCUCACACCUAGAGCCCUAGGAGAGUGGCACCCUUAGUCCCCUGGGGCUGAGUAUGAGGGGAGCUAUAAGGGCAGAUGCACCAUACUGGCUGUGGGACCUCAGAGGCAGACAUCCUUCUCCCAUUUCACCUCAGCCGCCCAGGGCAGCUGGGGCUAGUCUGUCAGUGGAGUGCUUAGUGCUCUGGGCGCCUUUUUCCUUCCAGCCAGCACCUUCCACUUAACUUACAGCUUGGCCUGGCUGUCAUUCUCCAGCCUUGUUUUGUGGAGCUUGAGAAACUUGGGGUGGGGUAGUGUAAGUAGGCAGGUCUCUGCUGCAAAGCGGGAGCUGAUGUGUCAGGUGUGCUUGUGAGCUGCUGGGGGCAUGUGGGAGACACAGGAGGCAGGAGGAGCAGCAGCCCAUGGGUGAAUGAAAUAAUGCUGCCAGAUGUGUUGAGUGUGUGCGCGUGUGUGUGCGCACCCUACGUGCAGCCUGCUGCCCACAGGAUCCCCGAGAGGCACUGGGAGAGUGUGUUCCAAUACAGCCCAAGGGACAGGGCGAGAGCAGCCUGUGUCCUGUCCUCCCCGGGGUUUUGCAGACUCACAGCCUUGUCCCUGUGUCUGUAACAGUAGUGAGGUUGGGUGACUGACAGGCUGUGACACUGUCAGGGGCCUGUCUGUGGCAUGCUGUGGACCUCUUUAAAUCGCAGACCGUGCUAUGUGGGGGCCUGUCUGGUAGAGUGGCUUGCUGGUGUACAUAGACUGGGCUCCUCCCAGGCACAUGGGCUCAAGGGACAGACUAAAUGCCAGCAGCAUCCACACAGAGGGUGUGCUCCGCCCAGGUUUGGGAGGCCAAGUAUCCCUCACCAGAGCCUCAGCGGCCACAGCUGCCCCCAAGAAACAGCGCUGCGUUUGACCUGGUGUGCGUGGGCUGGGGCCGAGCUUCCUUGGACAGCAGUAGAACCCUCAGGCCGGCCCUCCGCUGCACAGCAGAACUUCUCCCCACGCGCAAGCCCUGCCUCCCUGGCCCGCUGUUUGUAUAUGCCACUCCUCCCUGGGCAGUAGUUUGAAGCAGUAGAAUACAGAAUGUGUGCUUUCUGGGAUGUAUAUGUGGAAUGCAUAACAACGUAACGUGAAACUGGAAUAGAUACACAUAACCCAGUUUUCCAGCGCUCCUUCCCUAGAGGCUUCUUGCCCUCUGCAGAGGUACGGCUAAGGCAGGAGAUGAAAAGCUGUUAUGAGGAUAAGUGGCGGUCUCUCUAAUAAACAAAGUCAAUUUGA